Aspergillus neoniger CBS 115656 is the source of this 641-nucleotide messenger RNA. RefSeq lists its product as uncharacterized. The record is from RefSeq and is a predicted model, not a curated record. Bases 111 to 566 code for a protein of 151 amino acids. Lineage: Eukaryota; Fungi; Ascomycota; Eurotiomycetes; Eurotiales; Aspergillaceae. The transcript has a single exon.
AAUAAGGGCUCACGAGACACCUCUUGUGCUCAACGUCUUCCCCAGAAAACAGGUGUUCGAGGCUGCAAUAUAUUUGUAGGCAAAAAUUGCCAUUGCGCUUGAAGUCGGCGAUGAAUGGGGUAUCGCAGACCUCGCUAGUCGUGCCAGAUUGGUCGUUGUUUUUUUAUCUUUGGCCCUCACAGCAGGUCGGCCUAUUAUUUGUGGAACAGGGUUUUCUUAUCACAGAUUGCCCCAGUCCGUGUCUUUUUAGUGCCAACCGGGCGAGACAUGGUCAGAUAACACUUGAAAACCUUUUCCCGCAAGUUGCGGUGCUGCUGGGCGAAUUCGGCCAAGUCCGAAGUGACUAUAUUGCUCCAGUGCUAUUCGGGUUUGAUAACAGGGUUACCACUGGAAUUCAGGGUUAUAUUUCCAUGCCAGAGAAGCAUAGAAAAGCCUCGGGUUUCUCUCUCCAUGCGAACAGUUGCCAUCGAAGCAGCAUAUCUCCGUUAAGGUUUCUGGUCCACUUCGGCCCAGCCUUUAGUCGCGCGUGCUUGUGUUGCAGUGAGUGGGUCAGGGGAUUCGGGUGAGAGCAGCAAGCAGUCAACCACUACUACUGUGAUAUGUUUACUCCCUACUCGAGAUAUAAGGAAUUGCUCGCAGUG